This is a messenger RNA of Lobosporangium transversale, 3287 nucleotides long. RefSeq lists its product as hypothetical. Gene Ontology annotation, biological process: protein deubiquitination. The transcript has 4 exons. NCBI's taxonomy places the organism in Eukaryota, Fungi, Mortierellomycota, Mortierellomycetes, Mortierellales, Mortierellaceae. The coding region runs from base 283 to 3162 and encodes 959 amino acids. Gene Ontology annotation, cellular component: nucleus; cytosol. Gene Ontology annotation, molecular function: cysteine-type deubiquitinase activity; cysteine-type endopeptidase activity. The record is from RefSeq and is a predicted model, not a curated record.
AUCAUGUUCUUUUUUUGCCUUUUACUCUAAUCAUCCACCAUCACCAUUCGUCUUUCACCAUUCUUUUCUUACUUUCCUUUCUUGUUUUCUUUCAGCUUGAAAUAUUGUUAUAGUCGGAGAAUAAUCAACCGUUAUUUGGAGUGAAAAAGUGAAAAUACAGGCAACAAAAAAAUAAAAAAAAAAAUUCUUCAUUUUUUUGUUGCCCUGUUUUUCCUUUUCGCAAACUUCAUCACUCUCAUCUUCUCUCAUCCCGCUUUAUCAUCGCCUCACACUCUUUCAACCAUGACGGUUCAGGAGAUGUUGCAGAAACUACUUCAUCCGCCACCACUGGCUGUCGUUGUCCUAAUUGUGUCAUUCAUCGUCUUGUUACCUCAAAAACAUAAACAAUGGAUCUCCAAGUCAAUGGCGUCUAUACUAGUAUUCGAUUUAAUGAUGCUCAUGGAGACACUACCUAUACCAAUACAGACGCAGGAAGGAUUUGUCUUCUUCAAAGCUCGUAUCCUGGACCCAUUGACUAGAAUUCUCUUGGGUUGGGAAAGCGACGAUAACGACACCAGGGGUCAAUCAGUUUCAGGAGCUGAUCGAGCCUUCACAUCAUCGUCGUUAUUGUUUCCCUUACUUCCGGAACACUUUAAUGCCACCAGAUCUCACUCAUCCGAUAGGUCAAAGAUCACUAGCCGAGCUCAGUUGCAACAGCUUCGUCAGGGCAACACAAAUACAUCUACACAAGGUUUAUUUGCUGCUCUUGAAGAUACAAAGAUCUCCACAACCCCCUCGUUUCCUUAUGUCUAUGGUCUUGUCAAUACCGGAAAUUCUUGUUUUUUAAAUUCCGUGUUGCAGGCCCUUUCUGCCCUAACAAUUCUACCACAGUAUUUGGAAUCUAUCUUGAGCCGCUCAGAUGGAUUACACUUGGAGGAUGAUGAAGUCCAAGUAACCGAGGCAUUGCUAGAUACCGUAGAAGCAUUGCAAAAACCACUUGGCUCCCACCAAUCUUUCCGACCAAGAGCCAUUGUGUCAGCUCUAGAGGAAUCACGUGCCAAGGAUUCAAAGUCAUCUCGGUAUCAUAUCAUGAAUCGGGAACAGCAGGAUGCACAGGAACUGUUCCAAAUCAUCUCGAGUGCCUUGAGCUCUGAGGAGAUGACCAUUCAGAGGCUUCAGGCUACUCGCCCUUUAUUGAAUCUGGACUUUUUGAAGAAGCUUAUUCGGCUUGGACGUGAUCAAAAUGAGCAUCAGCUCAGGAAGCAGGAUUCAAACCCAAUGAUUGGGAUGUUAGCUAGUCGACUAUCGUGUGUACAAUGCGGCUAUACAGAGGCAGUUCGACACUUCACAUUUGACAACCUUUCCUUAUCGUUACCUUCGUCUCACUCUUGUAGUAUCGAGGACUGCCUCAGGCAAUAUAUUAAUCUUGAAUCUCUUCACGAUGUGAUUUGUCGCAAGUGCUCCUUACUUGCUACACUUACAAGGACCAUAAAUGAGAUCAAGCGACUGGACAGUCAAUUGCCCAGCCCGUUCAAGAAUGUAUCUCGACAGUUGGAUCGAAGUAGCUAUACCGACAUCUCAUCAGAGGACGAUAGCAAUGACUUGUAUUCAGAAAGUGACGAAGGAUCGAUCAUGGAUGACUCUGACGAUGAUAUAGUGAUGUCAAAAGUGACACCGAGAACCUUUCAAUCAGAUAAGACCAUGGCGACAACAAUAUCCAAGUUGAAACAUCAAAAAACAGUCUUAGAGGAUGCUCUCAAGUCAGACGUGGAGAGACCUCUCCCGGACAUUAAGCUUUUAAAAGUGGUUUCUCGCCAUUGCACCAAACAGGUCAUGAUUGCCAAGCCGCCACCAGUAUUAUGUCUUCAUUUUAUUCGCUCUCAGUACUCCGACUAUGGGACUGUAUCAAAGAACAGUUGUCAAGUUCGUUUUCCCGAGUAUCUAGAUAUAUCUGCAUUCUGCACAACAGGCGUUCUCUUGACGCAUCCAACGUUGCCCUUGUCCAUCUCGGACCAAGAUUUGGAGAGGAUGGGUUAUGAUUGGGAUAGACCCGUGGCAAAGACCAAACAACAAUCGAAGCAGACAAAGCAAGGACAUAAUCAUCAGCAAUCACAACCACAGCAACAACAGUCUUCACAUAAACAUACAAGGGUCAUAUACAAGCUGCAGUCGAUUGUUGUCCACUAUGGCGGGCACUCAUACGGUCAUUUUAUUGCAUACCGUCGGAAACCUGAAAACAUGUUGUCCAAGAUUGGUACUGUAGGCCUUGGGUUGGAAUCUAUGAAGGCAUCAAGGGCUGGGUCAUUUCAUGGCGGCAGUGGAGUGGAAGAUUGGUUCAGAGUGUCGGAUGAAAUGGUCGAAUCUGUAACGCUGGAUCAUGUUCUGAGAUCAAACCCUUAUAUGUGCUUAUAUGAAAGAGUGGAACUGCCAGAAGACAGGAUAGAAAAGGUUUCAGGGACGGUAACUUCGAGUCUAUCAUUGCAAGCUGUAGAACUUGGUCUCCGGAAACUUUUGUUGCGUAAUCUCAAGUCUUAUGAAGACGGCAGCAGGACGGCAGCUAAGGAAAUGGAAGAAAGUCAGCAGGAUCUUUUAGGGUUGCUACUGGACCCAAAUCAAGUCGAUCUGACAACUAUUACAGAAAAAAAAUAUGCUAGCCUGUUCAGAGAACAACCUAAAGCCAUAUCGGCAUUAUCACGGAUGGGGCGUUCUGGGUAUGAUGAGGACAUGUCAGAUAUGGACAGCGUUCAGUCCUAUGACGAAGACCGAGCUUGGAGGUCUUUUGUAUCGUCACCAAACUCAACCAUGCCACCGUCACCAAACACAGGCUCAUCCGAUUCUUCAGCGGCCUCAUCUUCAUUCGCAUCUCCCAUUUUAAAGCAACGCAAAAACAAAAACAAAAAGAAUAAGACUUCAUCAUCAAUGUCUACUUCACGGACCCAGUCGAUUGUUAUUCCGGACCUGGAUUUGGCGUUCAAUGUUAUUGAGGACUCUAUACCAUCACCACACUCGUCACUCUCCACACCUAUCAAUAUGCCAAAAUCCACAAGUCCAGCAAUAUCUUUCAACACCACAACAAAAAGUGAUUUAUCAUUACCAUCAAGUUCUCCAAGGACACACGCAUCAUCAACAGCAAUUUUGCAUUCACAUUCUUCAUCAAAGGCACGAACUCGCAGAAAGAAUUAGCCAAUCCUACCUUUUGUAUUGAAUUAUAUCAAAAAGCAACAUUUGAGAAGGAGGAGGAUGGAGGCCUCAUAGUAAUAAAAAAAAACAAAAAGCCUCGAUUCUUGGAUUUUAUUAGUCACUGCAAC